Messenger RNA from Manduca sexta (tobacco hornworm), 1839 nucleotides. RefSeq lists its product as uncharacterized. Bases 318 to 1481 code for a protein of 387 amino acids. The record is from RefSeq and is a predicted model, not a curated record. NCBI's taxonomy places the organism in Eukaryota, Metazoa, Arthropoda, Insecta, Lepidoptera, Sphingidae. The transcript has 4 exons.
CGACGCGAUGCGACGUUGUGUCGACAUUGGGCAAAUUCCGUCUUGUCUAUUAUACCAAUAAACAAGAUUUACCGGUGGCGGCAUUUUACUGAUAUAAUUAUGUACUUAUGCUGAGAGACAUAAUAUGUAAUUGUACGUGGUUAUCAUAAAAUGUUGUGGUGUAAAACAAAUAAAUUAUAAUCAAUAAUAAAAUUAUAAACACGUAUAUCCUUGAGAUUUCAAGAUAAGAUAACAUAAAUUUUAUUUAAUACACGACACAAACAGAUUGGAGCCAUUUGUUAAUAUUAUUAAGUACCUAACGUAGCGAAGCGCGAACCAUGUCAGAUCACGAGCAAAUACUAAUCGAGCUACUAAACAAGAUAAUCGCCGAGCAAGCGCUCGUCGCUCCUCGAGUGAAGAUACACCCGAUCAGCAGCGGCGGAGCCAACUUCACCACCCAGCUGUUCCAGGCAACCAUCAGCCUCGGAGACAAUGAGCUGAAACUGUUCGCAAAAGUGGCAGCUGUCGGAGAAAAAUUCAGACAACAACUUCCAGAUUUCCGACUGUUUGAAACAGAAAAUGAUUUUUACACCAAACUUAUGAAAAUAUACGAAAACCUUCAAGAGAAGCACAAUGUGCCGCAAGACAAGCGGUUUGUAGCGCCGAAGUGUUACGGAUGCAGCGGGAAGCUGUAUGAAGAAGUCAUUGUGUUGGAGGACUUGUCGGCACAAGGGUUCACUGUGUACGACAGGAUGAAGUCGGUCGAUUGGGACUACGCCUCCAAGGCUGUGGAAGAAAUCGCUAAGUUCCACGCCCUAUCUUUCGCAUUUGAGAAUGAAAAUAAAGAAGAAUUUGACAAAUACUUGUCAGAAUUAACAUUUAAGUGGGAUUCAGAGAAUCCACAGUUCGACGAAAUAAUUCAAAAGGGACUCAGCGUUGUUAAGGAAGAAAAUAGAAGUAGACUAGAAGCGUUUUUAGCUACCUUUUCGUGGAAGAGUUUCGAUGAAAUAUCUAAACCAGCAAAAUUUACUGUACUAGCACAUUGCGACAACAGAGUUAGCAACCAAAUGUACAAAGUACACGAGGACGGUCGAGUAGAGGUCAAGAUUGUGGAUUAUCAGACCAUCCGAGGAGCGUCUCCGGCCCUCGACUUGCUGUACUUCAUCUUCUCUGGCACGGAUGAGAAGUUCCGCGCGGAGCACUACGACAGACUCCUCGACCACUACUACAAUAAGCUCAGCCUUGCCAUGAAGCGGCUGGGCCUCAACCCUGAUGAGAUCUAUUCGAGGGAGGACUUCAAUUUUGAAUACCAAACAAAACUUCCAUUCGGGUUGAGCUUGGCUGUUAUUACGCUGCCAUUGGUGACCAUAGAUGAGGAAAAUGCUCCCAAAGUGGACAAAGACUUGGAUAUAAACAACUUUGUGUUGGAUAAUACCAGCGAUGUCUUCUCAGAGCGACUUAAUGGUGUUGUCAAUGACUUUCUUCGAUGGGGAUUCCUAUGAUACCUUCAACUAAAUGAAAAACAGAUUUUCACCCACGAGCGGGGCGGCAGCACGAUAACAAUGUUUAUUUCCUUAUUGGUUGUUAUAAGUAGCACGACUAUUAGCGCUACUAAGUAGCAAAAAUGUACAACUCAAACACUCCCGCGCUCGCGAAAAAUAAUUUAUCCUAUGUAAAUACGCGUGGCGGCAAAGAAAGCGAGAGGCGCCUCGCCGGCGCAGGCAUGGGAUAUUUCAUUCAGCGGGUAUUUUUUGCAUGAUUCGGGUGUGUCUCGGUGUAUGUACAUUGUUGUAAUACUUUUUAAAUUAUAUGUAAUAUUUUUUAUAUUAUGUUUUAUUAUAGUUAUAUGUUAAGUUUGCG